Molecule: messenger RNA, 5292 nt
Organism: Austrofundulus limnaeus
Lineage: Eukaryota; Metazoa; Chordata; Actinopteri; Cyprinodontiformes; Rivulidae
Product: cyclic nucleotide-gated cation channel beta-1
Biological process (GO): monoatomic cation transmembrane transport; retina homeostasis
Cellular component (GO): intracellular cyclic nucleotide activated cation channel complex; photoreceptor outer segment; plasma membrane
Molecular function (GO): cGMP binding; intracellularly cGMP-activated cation channel activity; intracellularly cAMP-activated cation channel activity
Source: RefSeq, a predicted model, not a curated record
CAACAUGAUGCCAAGUUGAGUAUUUUUCACACUUUAUAGUGUGAGUUAAAAAUCUCAGUUUAAUUCAAUUAAAUAUCAGUAUGCUUCUAAAAUAAGAUGUUUAACCUGAAAACUUAAUUUUGCUGCAUAUUAGAAACUCGGUAAUAAAAAAACAAUAACAAACAAUAAUUUUAAAGUAUCAGAAAAAGAGCAGGAACACAUUUCUUUCAUGUUAAUCUGAGGAUUGUGCCGUGACCUUCAGGUCCUGCAGGUUAAUCCCGUUAGCUCCAGGCAGACGCUGUGGAAAUCUGAGCCGCUCUGUCUCCGGAUCUCGGCACCACCGGCAUGCAGAACCACCUGUAGACGAAACGCAGGAUGUUUAACUGGGUGGUGAAAGUGGUUCCUCAACCUGCAGAAUCUCCRGGGUCUAAUGAAACCACCAAGACCACCCCUGCUGAUCUCGUGAAGAACAACGAGGCGAAGACACAGAAAAAGACAGAAGAAGUUUUGGAGAAUGGUCAGAACAACACCGGAGUGAUCAGCUGGCUGUCCAACGGGUUCGUCAGCGCCCUGCCGCAGCCCCCUGCRUCCCCUCUGCUCAGCUCAGACACCCGGUCAGGGGAGGACGGAGAAAGGUCCGGAGUCAUCGGCUGGGUCACUCAGGGUCUGACCAAAGUUCUGCCUCAGCCUGAUGAGAAGUACAGAGAUACUAAYGACAACAAAAAGUCCUCAGAAGAACUCACAGAGGUGUACGACGUAGCGACAAUGCCAGAAUUCGACCCUCUUCCACACAUCCCCGUGGUGGAGGUGGUUUCAGAGGACGAGGAGGUGGAAGAGGAGAGUUUGACCUCUCAGUUUACGCCCAGAGUGAAGAACUGGAUAAAACAGAUAAUCCCUCAGCCCAUGAUGCCCCCUGGUACCGUACCCUCAGAGCCACCACCCAAAGCCUCCCGUUCUUCCAUUGAUAAAAUUCUUUCUCCACCACCUGAAUCUCUCAGUGGGAUCUCACUGGAUACUGAUGGCAAGGCCUCUGGUGUGGUGGACUGGUUUGUGUCAGGACUGGGUCUGAAGAUGCCUCAGCUUGUUGUUCCACCUAAAGAUGACCCUGAGGCUCCAACUGAAGUCCUACAGAAAGCUUCAUCCAAACUCAAACCAGACUUGGUGCUGGAGGACGUGGAGUCGGACAACGAGGGCCAGCAGAGAUGUGUUUCAGCCCCGCCUAAUUCCUUGAGUCCACAUUCAGUCACAAUGAGUCCACAUUCAGUCACAAUGAGUCCACAUUCAGUCACAAUGCAGCAACAGCAACAAGAAACACAGAAGAAGGCUGAGGCGCCAACGUCGGAGAGCGUGACGAAGAUUUCUCAAGAAGAUGCUGAGACGCAGACCGGCCGCUGGACGCCGUUUAUCGAAAGCAUCAAAAGGGAGGCUGAAGAUGUGGCUUUAGCCACUAUGGAAGAACGGCUGCUCCAGGAGCGGAUGGAAAUGGCCCGUCUGGCUGAAGAGGUGGCCCGGCAGACAGCAGAGAUGGCCGUCAGGCAGAUGGCCAGCGAGGGAACCUCCAUCAAACUCUCACUGGAGAGUCAGGAGCUGCUGGUGGAGCCUGAAGAAGAGUUACCAGUGAUGGAAGAAGAAGAAAACAAAGAGGAGGAGAAGGAAGACACAGAAAAGGAAGAAACUCAAUCUCAGGACGAGCAUAAAGUUGAGGCCGAGGAGCUGACUGUCAAGGAACCAGAGCCAGAGCAGGAAGAAGCUCCAAAAGAGACCUCAUCCAUUCUGCCUCCAAGUCUUGAACCAGGAAAGGAUUCAGAGCCAGAACCACCAGAACCUAAGACCGAGGAAGACCAUUCAACAGCUCAGCCGGUGACUCAGCAGCCCCAGAAAACAGAUGACGGUCAAAUCAACACCGACACGACUGCUGGAAAAGAAGAAGAAGCUCCUGGUGAUGACUGUGGUGCCGGCGUCAACCUCCGCCCGGCCGUAAACGUAGAAGAUGUCGAUCACGAGAAAGGGGGAGCAGGAGGAGGCGAGGAGAAGAGCGACACCUCCCAAAAACUCACCCCUCAGGACCCAAAACUUACAACCCUCACAGUCCCCGUGACCCCGUCAGGAGGCCGUCAGAGUAAAGGAGAUAAAGACAUCGGCAGGAACCGUAGGAACGUCUGGACCAAGAUCAGGCAGCUACAUUCUCAAAGCGAAGAAGAUGAUGAAGAUCUGAGCAUCCCAGUCAGAGCCUGGCCCAGUCAGUCCAGCCUGUACAGCUCCGAUGACGUCCACAAAGAGCGUCCGGCCUCCGCAGCCAGCCAGACCAGCGCGGUGGUCAACGAGCGGCUGCAGGAACUGGUCCGGAUGUUCAAAGAGAGGACGGAGAAGGCCAAGGAGAAGCUCGUCGACCCAGACAGCUCUGAUGAAGAGAGCGUCAUCGUCACUUCUCAUCCUCAGCCUCCAGCUCCUCAUUCGGCUCCUGAAGCUGCGCCGUCGGAUGUGGAGGAAGAGGAGGGUGUGUCGGCAUCAGGAGGAGAGAGCGAGGAGGAGAAGAUGUCUGGAAGCUGCUGCAAGGUGAAAACUCCUGGCUGGAUACGAGCCUGCAGGCGCCUCCGCUUCCCUGCCAGCAUCGACCCCUUCACCAACUUGAUGUACGUCCUCUGGAUGUUCUUGGUGUCUCUGGCCUGGAACUGGAACGUGUGGUUGAUCCCGGUCCGCUGGGCCUUCCCGUACCAGACCUCAGAUAAUAUUUACUACUGGCUUCUGAUCGACUACCUCUGCGAUCUCAUUUACAUCUUGGACAUCUCCGUCUUCCAGCCGCGCCUGCAGUUUAUUUGUGGAGGUGACAUAGUGAGUGACAAAAAAGAGAUGAGAAAGAAUUACAUGAAAACCAAACGCUUCAAGUUUGACGUAGCCAGCCUGGUUCCCUUGGAGCUCUUUUAUUUCAUUACUGGCAUCAACCCUCUGCUUCGUUUACCGAGGCUGCUGAAGAUCAACUCUUUCUUUGAGUUCAAUGAGCGUCUAGAGGCCAUCUUGACCAAAGCCUACAUUUACAGGGUGAUCCGUACCACCGCAUAUCUUCUCUACUGUCUUCACUGCAACGCCUGCCUCUACCACUGGACCUCGACCUACAUCGGACUGGGGGCUACCCAGUGGGUCUACAACGGCGAUGGCAACAGUUACGUUCGAUGUUACUACUUUGCGGUUAAAACUCUGAUUACAAUCGGAGGUCUGCCGGACCCCACCUCCCUCUUCGAGAUCGUCUUCCAGCUAAUCAACUACUUUGUUGGAGUCUUUGCCUUCUCAAUCAUGAUUGGACAAAUGCGUGACGUGGUUGGUGCAGCCACAGCAGCUCAAACCUACUACCGCACCUGUAUGGACAACACUAUUAAAUACAUGACAUCCUAUCGCAUCCCUAAAGAUGUCCAGAACCGAGUCAAAACCUGGUACAACUAUACCUGGCAGUCUCAAGGCAUGCUGGAUGAGCAGGAACUGCUGACUCAGCUGCCAGAUAAAAUGCGUCUGGACAUUGCUGUAGAUGUCAACUACUCCAUUGUGAGCAAAGUCCCUCUUUUUCAGGGUUGUGACAGACAGAUGAUUUUUGACAUGCUCAAAAGCCUUCGUUCUGUCGUCUACCUGCCCGGUGAUUAUGUCUGCAAAAAGGGUGAGGUGGGCCGGGAGAUGUACAUCAUAAAAGCAGGGGAGGUGCAGGUGGUCGGAGGACCUGAUGACAGGACGGUGUUCGCCACUCUCAGAGCAGGAUCGGUCUUUGGAGAGAUCAGUUUGCUUGCAGUCGGUGGAGUUAACAGGCGCACAGCCAAUGUGAUCGCUCACGGCUUUGCCAAUCUGUUCAUCCUGGACAAAAAAGACCUGAAUGAGAUUCUGGUCCACUACCCCGAGUCGAAGAAACUGCUCCGCAAGAAAGCYAGGAAGAUGCUUAACAAAGGGAAGAAGCCCGAAGCCAAAGAAGAGGCUAAGGAAUCUCCUCAGGCGGCAGCAGCAGCACCUCUCAGGUCGGAGACUCCCAAACUGCUCAGAGCRGCCCUUGAGAUGACCGAGAAAUCGUCUGGACUCAAAGGAGUUCUAGCCAAAGUCAAAGAGAAGACCAACAAGUCCAAUAUCACGUUACAGCCGUUCCCGUCCCCCUCCAUACGUCCUGCAUCUCCAUCGCCCAGCUGUGAACCCGACGGAGACGUGGACACGCUGUCGUCUGUCUCUCCGGGCUCCAUGACUUUUCGCUCGGCCUCUCAGUGCUGCGACCCUGAAGGACCUCCGUCCAUGCAGUUCGAAAAGGACRUCAGUGAGGACGAGUGGGAUGAGGGAGGGAAGAAGUGAGGAAGAGUCUGAAGAUAAUUUAAUCCAGAACUGAGAUGAGAUUAAAUAAAAGGUUUGUCUCCUAUUUAAUUAAAGCAGAGUAAAAGGUGAGAGGAAGCAGUUUAAAUGUUGUCCAAUAAAACAUGUUUAAAUUAAAUCAGCCCCUUUAUUAAUAAAAUUAAUUUCUCACUGAUUCAUCCAACAUAAUCAAAUGUUUUCGUUGUUGUUUCUUAAAUGUUUACAGAUACUUACGUAAUCCUGACUGAACAACUUGCCUUAUUACUGUGUUGUUUAAGCUUUUACCAUCACAACGAAACUGUAAAUAUGUUUGUUGUUUUUUUAGAUGCAUUAGAUGUUUUAGCAGGUCAGUGUGAGAUGACCAUAUAUUUUUCUUGAUAUAAAUGGCUAACUUGUACAUUAUCUAACCUCUACACAUGAUUUAAAUACCAAAACAUAUUGUUUUACAUUAAGCAUUUACUUUUAACAUUUUAUGUUUUCUUUAAUGUGUGUUUUGUACAAAAAUGUAAAUUUAUUUCUCUUGGAUUUUUAGAUCAACCAUAUUUUUCCCAUUAAAUUAAAAAUGUAACCGUAAAAGCACACUAGAAAUUCUGACUGUUAAAUCAUCUGUGUUUAUGUUAUAUGAUUGAGAGUUGCUGAUUUUGUACAUCUUGUAUAAAAACAUUGGAUUACAGCAUCGGCCACAAACCAGCUAAAGUACUGCCAGCAGUCUGAAGCAGGAAGUGGAUUGCCCAUAUAUGGUCAUGCUUCAGAACAUAUCUACCACUGUCAUUUAUACAUUUUUAUUUAAAAAAAAAAGGUUGUAGCAUUCUUUAGUUGUCAGACUUUGCUGUGACGUAUGUUAAACCAUAAGGACAGGAAGUGAAGCCUUCCCACUUAUUCUAAUUUCCAAUGCUUUAUUAAUGGGUUAUAUAUGUUUGUAAAAUAGUAAUUUAUAAAACAAUUACCAUUGUCCAAUAAGUAAUAAAUGACCUAAAUGAAUAAAGGUACAGCACUUGA